Centropristis striata (black sea bass) is the source of this 3504-nucleotide messenger RNA. It is a transcript of the gene adpgk2, whose product is annotated as ADP-dependent glucokinase 2. Gene Ontology annotation, molecular function: ADP-specific glucokinase activity. Gene Ontology annotation, biological process: glucose metabolic process. The transcript is spliced from 7 exons. The record is from RefSeq and is a predicted model, not a curated record. NCBI's taxonomy places the organism in Eukaryota, Metazoa, Chordata, Actinopteri, Perciformes, Serranidae. Bases 7 to 1482 code for a protein of 491 amino acids. Gene Ontology annotation, cellular component: endoplasmic reticulum.
CCAGCGAUGGAGGGGGGAGGCAGGGCUUCGUGGAUAAAAUAUGGGCCUGUUGUGUCCCUAUUUGUGGUUCUUUUGGCCUUGUGGUUCCGGUCCCCCCAGAAUGGCGGACUGGACGAGCGGCUGGACACCGUACUGUCCUCUCUGCUGCGGGCUGAAGGCAAAGUGGGCAUGAACAACGUCGCCAGACCGAGAGUGGCUGUCGGUUUUGGAGGCUGUGUUGACCUGAUAGUGGACGGGGUAGCGCUGCUUAAUAAGAUUGGCCUCCGACCCACAGACCAGCCCCUCCACCAUGACUACAUAGAGAAUGAGGUGCAGCUCGCUCAGAGCUUUGCCUACUUCUUUGCCCCGGGAGCUGCUGCAGAGCGUUUUAUGUUCAACGACACCUUAUUCAGUGAGCUGGUGGAAGCGUCCCGUGACUUACCUGGGAACAGAUGGGCAGUAGGCGGCAAUGCCCCAGUCAUGGCUGGUCGCCUGGCAACCGAGGGAUGUGAUAUAUUGCUAGGGGGGAGCUUCAGCCCCGAUUUUACUGAUGUUUUCUCCCAGCACAUCACAGUGGCAGGUAACAUCGUAGAAGAGCCAGACAUUCAUCUCAUCCUGGAGUAUCCAGCUGGUGCUAGCUGGGGCCCCUAUACCUCACGGAGAGCCAACAGAUAUAUAGUCCACAGUGAUGACCAUAACCCCUACCUGGACUCCAUGGAAGAGUUUGCAGAGAAACUGGAAGACUUCAAACCAGAUCUGCUGGUGGUGGGAGGGCUGCAGAUGAUGGAUAACUUCCCCUUCCAGUCAGGUGAGCGGGAUGCUCUCCUCUCCCGCCUGGCCCACCUCCUGUCCUCGUCCUCUCCACAGAUUGGAGUUCAUUUUGAGAUGGCCAGUUUUGUAGAAGAGAGUAUAAUGGAAGACCUUCUCCACUAUGUCAUCCCACAUGCCGACUCUUUGGGGAUGAAUGAACAGGAGCUUCCUAACCUGCUCAGUCUGCUCAAAGGCUCCAACAUCACCGUGCUGUCAGACCCAAACCCUCGCGUCGCCACCGUCCUGGACCAGAUGAGGGAGGUCUACCGCAUCAUGAACCAGCGCGCUAAGGACUCCGGUGCAGACAGUGAGAGAAACAUUGCUGAAGCCAAGCCGCUGACCCGGCUCCACGUUCACACGCUGGCCUUUCAGGCCAUGAUUGUGACACGUGGCUCCCAAUGGAAGAACACCAUGUCAGCCACCGCCAAGGCCUCCCUCACAGCCAACCGCCACGUCUGUGGCUCUGACCACAUCGACCCCAGCAAGGCCAGGCUCAUCAUGGACGACUCAUUCUCCGUCAGCCGGCAGGAGGGCAGCCAGCGGAUCCCCCUGCAGGAGACCCGGCCCGUCAGCUGCUGGGAAGAGGACGACUACGAGAUCUGCGUGGCCCCAGUGCUGGUGUGUACUGAUGUUUACCAGACUGCAGGAGGAGGGGACAACAUCUCCGCUGCUGGCCUGGUGCUGCAGAUCUAGACGGGGACACAACGUGGUCUGCUUGUGUGUAGUUCUAACUACAUAAAACUUGAUCAAGGUGUGAUGCAAAGUACCCGGCAAACACGGGUACUGAUUGUAAAAGGUAUCAUGCUAGGCUGUCACUCUGGCAGCUCAUGGUGGAGGAAAACUGAUUAGCAUUGGUAGGAGUCAGCUGAUUAAUCAGCACAUAUCGCCAGAUUUUUAAUAUAUGGGCUCAGUCUGGAUUUUAGAGGUGGAUGCAGUCAAAAACUGGUUCAAGUCAAAGAUUACAGUAAACCAGACUUUCUGCAGUUAAUUCUCAGUUAGCUAUGUGUACGUGUGUUUACAUUGGGUUGAAGGGCACCAUCAGUAGUUUCAUCCCUCUCUCAUUAAUGUUGCGUACAUAAUAUGUAUGUACACGUUGCAAAGCCCCUUCGCUUCCACUUAAUUUGAAUUUUAGAACCAAAACAUUGAAAAAGACACUGCCUUGCUUUGUUCUUCUUUGAUUCAACCAUCAUCUAACUUCUGUCCUCAUCUACGCCUCCAAGGCCGUAAUAGACUGGAGUCAGAUUAGAUGAGGAGGGAUGAGGUUUGGAUAAAGUUCAUAAAUACCAAAUUUAGUUUCAGUUGGUUGCUGACAAGCUGCACAGCUUCAGUUGUAGAAUAAAUUGUGUCAUUUAAACGUGACUCCUCUAUGCAGCAAACCUUCAGGUGUCACACACUUCACAGUCUACAUGUCCAACCAGUAAACAGGGUAAACAGACCACACUGCCUCGCAGUAUAUGCAGCUUCACCUAGUCACCAUUAAAAGGUCACACCUGAACCGAAGCCUCCUCCCUCCCCUAACUCAUUCUCAAAGGCAAAGAAAGAUUUCAAGUUGAAAGUUAGUGAGGUUUUCACCUCCUCUUCUUCCGAAAAUAUGUGAAAACUGUGCAUACUGGUUUGGGUGUGUUUGAUUACCAUUCCUCUGUGUGUUCGUUGCAGUGCAAUAAUGCAAAUUCAAAGUUAGAGACCACUGUUAGUAGCUGGAUAUGAUGUCAAACCUCCUCUCUACCUCCACACUAUUUCUGUUUCUCCUCUUUUCCCCUUUCACUCUUUUCUCUGUUACUUUAUCAAACUUUUUUAUUGUCUGUUGUGUCUGUUCUUGUGUUUGUCGACGGCUCUUUAAGGACCAAAUGAUCAGUGUGGACUCUCCCUAAAAACACUGCUGCAAAGGACAAGUUACUGGCAUCCAGUUGUCAUAUGAUAAAGCUGCAUACAGUGUAACACUCAUCUCUAGUUUCAGGUUUAUUUAAGAGCGAGGGGGUUAGAUAUAUAAAAUUGUAAACUUGACCUUUAAUCUGUGGAAUAUUGGAGCACACAGUACAUAUUUCGGCCUCUAUCUUACCUGUAGUAGGAUUAGAAGCCAGACAUCGCUACCUUAAUAAGAUCUUGAAUUGGACCAUCAACUCCUAUUUCACUCUUUUCAGGGUUUAAAUCACUUUUAUUUGAAAUGUUUUUAUUUUGUCUUACAAUGUACAAAUCAAGCAUUCCCCCACAGACCCAGCUUCAGUUAUAUUCUCGACACAACAUACGAGUAUGUUUUACAAACUUGAUUACACUUUUAAAUUCUUUAUUAGUUUCUUCCAACCUGCUCAUCAGGGGAACACAUUCAUUCUUAAAUGAGUUAAAGAAAUGCCUUUAAAUGUCUCCUCUGCAUAUCGUCCUGUACUGAUUUGAAUCUGAUGCUGUUUAAUUCUGCUGACGGUAAAUGAGCCUUAUUCUGUUUAGACUUUUGAUGUUUAGUGAAAAGGGAAUGUUUAAUACAGACUUUUUCUAUGACUGUAGGCUUUUUGUUUUAUUCUCUGAAGUCUUUGGAAGACUAGAGUAACGGGUCGUGUUUUUACUGUGAAACUGUUUAAAGCAGAAGUUCAUGCACUCAUGUUUGUGUCUGCUACCAUAUCAUAAACUUAUCUAAGCUUUAGAUAAGUCCUGUCUUUAAAUGUUCCAUGCAUGUCAAUUAUUCAAUGCACAAUCAAGAUAAAAUGCUAUGCUGAUAAAGCA